This is a messenger RNA of Aspergillus mulundensis, 1638 nucleotides long. RefSeq lists its product as uncharacterized. The coding region runs from base 1 to 1638 and encodes 545 amino acids. The record is from RefSeq and is a predicted model, not a curated record. The transcript has 4 exons. Lineage: Eukaryota; Fungi; Ascomycota; Eurotiomycetes; Eurotiales; Aspergillaceae.
AUGGCCAGGACCACAGCUCUACUGGGGCUACUCGCCUCCAUACAUAGUGCGUUUGCUGUCAGCACAAUUGACAACUGGGAAGAGAUCACCCCUUCUCCUCAUAUUCAAUGGACCCCCUGCUUCCAGAACUUUACUUGCACCCGACUCCAAGUUCCCCUUGACUACGGAGAUCCAAGCCGCGGCACCACGGCCAUCGCAUUCCUCAAGCGCGCUGCAACGAAUGCAACCAAAAACACCCGCAACGUCCUCAUCAAUCCCGGCGGACCAGGCAACUCAGGCGUCCAAUAUGUCAUGGGAAAUAUCUUCCCCUUCACCGACGUGAUCGGCCCAGAGCAUAACAUCAUCGGCUUUGAUCCUCGCGGUUAUGAGAGACUAUUCUACACCGACACGGCAUAUGCCUCGUCGACCUCAUUGAGCGAGCAGUUCUAUGCCGCGGAGUUCUUUGGAAAGGCGUGCACGUCUGUUGUCGGUGGGACGGACGGUAGCGCGGCCUUCGUGAGUACUCCAGCCGUUGCCCGCGACAUGCUCACCUUUAUCAAGGCCGAGCAGAGAGCAGCCGGGGAGCCAGAGGGGGAUGCUAGAUUAGCAUACUACGGAUUCAGCUACGGCACUGUCCUCGGGGCUACAUUUGCACACAUGUUCCCCGACAGCGUGGGCCCAAUGAUUCUCGACGGGGUGGUCGAUGCCGAAGAUUACUACGACCUAGGAUGGAGAGAGAACCUGCACGACGCAGACGCAGCAAUGGACGCAUUCUUCGAGUUCUGCGUGCAUGGCGGACCGAGCAUGUGUUCCUUUUACGGCCCUAACGUCCAGAACCUCAAGCGCCGCUUCCAGAACCUCCUCGACCACUUGAAGUACCAUCCAAUUCCCGUCAGCAAUCCCACAUCGUGUUCUCUCCCCGCGCUAGCAACCUACUCAGGCCUCAAACAGAUCGCCCUCCAGGCGGUCUACGCGCCCGUGUCAUACUUCCCCAUCCUCGCGGACGUCCUCGCCGGCCUGGAACAGGGAAACGCAACCGCGUACACAGCUGCAGUUACAGGGGGCUUCACCGUCGUGAACCCUUGCACUGCGAACUCGUCAAGCUCGAUCCCCGACAUCAGCCCCGUGAUCCGCUGUGUUGAUGGUGUGAAUGGCAGCCAGCGGAUCGAGACACUCGCAGAGUACCAAGAGUAUGCCAGUUACCUGAGUAACCAGAGCCAGGUUCUAGGGGAGGCGUGGGCCAAUAUCGCCAAUGGGGUGUCCUGCCGGUCGUUUGAGGUCCACCCGCAUGAGACGGGAAAGCUUCAUGGUUUGUGGCGUGAUUCGGAACUGUGCGUACAUGAUCUAGCCUUGUUUAUGCUGACGGACGUGGUGGACUCUGCAGACUCGAUCCUGCAACGCAGGAAGACCGCCACGCCGCUCCUCUAUGUCAGCGCGGACAUCGACCCCGUUACCCCGAAGCGGAAUGCGUACAAGAUGUCUUCUGUGUUCGAAGACUCCACCGUCCUGCUCCAAGCCUCCGUCGGGCACACUGCAAUCGCCAGUGCAUCGAAAUGUCUAGCGCGGCAUGCCCAAGCAUAUUACACGCAUGGCGAGCUUCCAGAGCGCGAUGUAAUCUGUGCAGCGGAUCUUGUGCCGUUUGAGAAGGUCGUGGUGUAG